Messenger RNA from Heterobilharzia americana, 2836 nucleotides. The record is from the annotation of a GenBank genome assembly. NCBI's taxonomy places the organism in Eukaryota, Metazoa, Platyhelminthes, Trematoda, Strigeidida, Schistosomatidae.
ACUUUGGCGGUGAGUAAGACCUACUUGAGAAGAGCAAGUUUAAAAACAUUUUAAAAAGUAUAUGAUACGUUCAGAAGACAUUUUAAAGAUUGAAACAAGGUAAAGAGGGAAGAAAUCGAUGGAAUAUAAUUGGUGGAUAGCUCAAGAUUUAUACAGGUCGCCUUAACUUCCGCCAGCAUAGGUUGGUGGGUCGUUGUAAUAUGCAAAUCCAACCACCAAGUCAAAGGAGGUGUCUAUCAUAAAGUAGGGGGUGUGGGGGGGGGAGCAGAAAGCUAAACACCUUCAUGCAGAAAGAAAUAGAGAAUAAGGUCUAAUGCACAGAUAUCAACUUAAAGAUACUGUAAAAAAAGACUCAACAGCGUCACUUCUAUGUGUUGAAUUUGGUUUUGCUAAAAUUUUGAUACAGUCAAUAAACAAUGUCAUCUAUGACAAAUUUGGUUAAAUAUAAAAAUCAAGAUUAUAUCAUUCUAAAAAAAGAGCAGCUUAGCAGAGGAGUUAAAUUUGUUGAUGAUGAAUUUCCUCCAGAAGCAAUGAAUUUUGAAGUUCUUGAUAAACCGGCUGGUCCUUUAAGCUUUUUACGACCUCAUGAAAUUGUAUCGACACCUUGUUUCAGUAGAAAUGUAUCAUACUUUAGUUUAAAAAGAGGUUGCAUUAAGAAUUUCAACAUUCUUAUGGCAUUCACUAGUCUAAAGUAUAGUCAAAAGCAUUGGUCCAAGGUACUUGUUGAUAUAAAAUCUCAGGAAUGGGAUGUUGAUCAUGUGAAUGAGCAUCCGGGAAUCUUUCGAUUUCGCUUUUGGCAAGAAGGCUUGUUAUUUGAAGUAACAAUUGAUGAUUUAUUACCUUGUUAUGACGGCAAGUGUAUAUCAUUGUCAUCUUCCAGUUCUGCAGAAUUCUGGCCAGCCUUAUUAGAAAAAGCUUACGCCAAACUAUUAGGUGGAUAUGAUAAAUUAGAACAUGUUCGAUUAGAAGAAGUUAUGAUGGAUUUAACUAGUGGUGUAACCGAGUCGAUUAGCCUACAUAAUCUACCCUCUGCUGCACCCAUGAAACAGGUUCAGUUUUUUGAACAAAUGGAACAAGAUUUAAUUGAUGAAUGUAUUAUAAUAUUUUGUACAAAAGACAGUGAACAAAGUGUUAAUUCUGAUUCUGAACCUUGUUCUCAACUUUUUGGGGCGCCUAAUCUUCAUAAUCAUAUACCUGACAAAGAAACUGGACUUUAUUUAAAUUAUGGUUAUUUGUUGACAAAAGUUUGCUUAGUUCCUAAAGAUCUUAGCGUUUUCGGUGCUUUCAAGGAUAUGUUUAGACGUGCAGGUGAUUGUCCUAUACAAGCCCGUUUGAUGCGUUUUCGUUGUCCUUUGACUAUGAUUGAUGGUGGUUGUGGUCAAGGUGAAUGGAAAGGAUCUUACAGUUCAGCAUCCAGUGAAUGGGAAGAAAUAAAUUUAGAGGCACGCAAAAGAUUAGGCUUAACUUUUGAUUCAGAAACUGAAUUUUGGAUACCUCUUGAAUCUGUAUUGGAACAUAUGAGUGGUGUAUUAAUAUGUCGUUUUCCAGAUACCAGUUUAGUCAGUCUCACUGGACGUCCAACUUGGCGUCUAUAUGAACAUCAUGGAGCUUGGUAUGGUCAUCAAACUGGUGGAAGUUUACAAUUUAGAAAUACAUUUCUAAACAAUCCUCAAUACUAUUUCGAUAUUAUAAAUGAUUCAGAUGAAGUUCUACUGUCUCUUGUACGUAAAUAUAAUCGUGAUCCACUAACUAUGGUUAUAGAUCCUGAUCUGAGUCCAGUCUCGGUUGGUUUAGGCCUGUUCAAGGUUGAAAAAAAUCGUCCUGUGAAAGCGCACACGUUAGCUUUCUGUGAGAUUAUUCAUGUAGAACAAGCUCGACCGUAUCGAGUUUGUCUUAUCCGUGCCCGUUUGGCUAUCGGUCGUUAUUUGGUAGUUCCAUUCAUGGAACAACCUUUGUCGACAGCUGCCUAUCUGUUAAGAUUGUAUCUACCAAAGCGUUCAGAAAGCAAAGAAUUCACUUUGGAUAUUCCACAUAAUGGUUUAUUGAAUUUUUUUUCUGGUAAACCGAAAGAAGCUGUUCGACUGCAUGUUCAUAGUGCAACUAAUCUUCUAUGGCCUGAUGGUAAAAAUCCUCCAUCACCUUAUUGUAUUAUUAAAUGUGAAUGGGAAACUGUACAGACCAACAUUGCAUACAGUAAUAAUAAUCCUGUAUGGAAUGAAUACUAUGUAUUCUAUCGUCGUAAACCUGAAAAACCGAUUGUAAUCGAGAUAAUGGAUAAGCAUAAAAUAGGAUUUGAUGUUUUCCUUGGACGACAUAGUUUUACAGAGAUGGAGAUAGCUAACCGAAGUGUUCAAGAGGUGGCAUUAUUUGGCAAAGAUACAAAAGAAGAUAGAUUUCAAAGAAUGAAAGGUUCACUUUUAGUUGAAUUCUAUACAGUUGGUCAAGAAGACUUUUUGAAUAUUUAAUAAAAUGAAUACCAACUCUCUUUUUAACUCUGAUAAUAACAUUUGCAUUCAUUACAUGAUAGUAAUGAUGCUCAUUUGGUGAGCGGGGGGUAGUGAGGUGACUGGUAUUACACCAGUCCAUUAGUCAUCUGUAUAUUCAAAUACAGGAUUUUGAUAUUUAUCACUUUUUCUUCUAAAUAUUUUGGUUUUUGUGAUAUACUACUAAUACUCUGGUUAACUCCUCUUAUCUGUGAUAUAUAUAUUUUUUUAUGUUUACACCUUUUUUUUGUAAUCUGCCUUGUUUGUAUACCCUUUUUUCUAUUGUUUAGUGAUAUUUUUCUACUGGCUGGAUUAGUGGUUUAUUUUUUUAAUAAAUAUUGAAUAAUGGUGCC